AUGAAAGCAGAUAAAAAAAGAAACUACACAACAGAAAGAAAUAAACAACAUUAUUUGCGUUCGUUUUAUAUUCAGAAAGAUCACAAUAAGGCUAAGACAGCAAAUUCUUUCUACCAAGAUCUUUUUAUGCAAACAGAAGCAACAAAGAACACUAGUCGACGAUGUCUUGGUAAAAUUCACAUUUCAGACUUCGUUCACGAGUCUCACAUUUGGAGCCUUUCCGCUUUCCUUAUACACAUGAUUAGUUCUGUCUCACAGCAUGUUUCAAAUCAACGGUACGUUGUAACUCGAACUUAUAGCCAUCAUCAUGGAAUCAGCAAUAAACAUGUUUUUCAUGAUAAGUGA
Molecule: messenger RNA, 345 nt
Organism: Clunio marinus
Lineage: Eukaryota; Metazoa; Arthropoda; Insecta; Diptera; Chironomidae
Source: the annotation of a GenBank genome assembly